Messenger RNA from Ostrea edulis (European flat oyster), 2168 nucleotides. RefSeq names its product sperm-associated antigen 6. Gene Ontology annotation, biological process: cilium movement. Gene Ontology annotation, cellular component: microtubule cytoskeleton. The transcript is spliced from 9 exons. Lineage: Eukaryota; Metazoa; Mollusca; Bivalvia; Ostreida; Ostreidae. Bases 92 to 1618 code for a protein of 508 amino acids. The record is from RefSeq and is a predicted model, not a curated record. Gene Ontology annotation, molecular function: microtubule binding.
ACUAUAUUGUUACCAGCUUGACAUAGCGACCGCAUAGUAACGGUGGAACUAAGCAAUUUAUUGUAGUGCGCUGUGGACAUCAGAAGAAAACAUGAGCCAAAGACAAGUUUUGCAAGUUUUUGAGCAGUAUCAGAAGGCCAGGACAGGGUUUGUUCAGACUGUGGCCGAGUUAGCCAGCAGGCCCCAGAAUAUAGAAACCCUUCAGAAUGCAGGGGUUAUGUCCCUUCUGCGUCCACUCCUUUUAGACAUUGUGCCCACAAUCCAGCAGACAGCGGCCUUGGCUCUGGGCAGACUGGCCAACUACAAUGAUGAUCUAGCAGAGGCUGUUGUCAAGGGAGACAUCCUUCCCCAGCUUGUCUACUCCCUGGCUGAACAAAAUAGAUUCUACAAGAAGGCUGCAGCAUUUGUCCUGAGGGCAGUGGCUAAACACUCCCCCCAGCUUGCUCAGUCUGUGGUGGAUUGUGGGGCCCUUGAUGCUCUAGUGAUAUGUUUGGAAGAGUUUGACCCCGGAGUAAAGGAAUCUGCUGCCUGGGCUCUGGGAUACAUAGCGCGUCACAAUGCUGAGUUGGCUCAGGCUGUGGUAGACGCUGGUGCCGUUCCCCUUCUGGUUCUGUGCAUCCAGGAACCAGAACUCUCCCUAAAGAGGAUCGCAGCAUCAGCUCUCAGUGACAUCUGCAAACACUCACCAGAGCUAGCACAGACUGUGGUUGAUGCAGGAGCCAUCGCUCAUCUUGCUCAGAUGAUUCUUAAUCCAGAUGCCAAACUCAAGCGUCAAGUUUUCUCAGCCCUUAGUCAGAUUUCCAAACAUUCAGUCGACCUUGCAGAAAUGGUAGUGGAAGCAGAGAUCUUCCCAGCGGUAUUGACCUGUCUGAAGGACCCCGACGAAUAUGUCAAGAAAAAUGUUGCGACCCUGAUCCGAGAAAUCGCUAAACACACACCAGAGUUGGCUCAGCUGAUUGUGAAUGCAGGGGGUGUGGCUGCUGUCGUGGACUAUGUGGGAGAAUCGAAAGGAAACAUACGACUACCAGGAAUCAUGAUGUUGGGAUAUGUCGCUGCUCAUUCAGAAAAUCUGGCAAUGGCCGUCAUUGUGUCAAAGGGAGUGGUCCAGCUUGCAAUUGCCUUGUCUGAAGAACCAGAGGAUCACAUUCAAGCAGCGGCGGCGUGGGCGUUAGGACAGAUAGGUCGGCACACUCCCGAACACGCAAAGGCAGUGGCAGUCGCCAACGUGUUACCCAAGUUACUACAGUGUUACCUCAGAGCAGAUGCAUCAGAAGAUCUACAGACAAAGAGCAAGAAAGCCCUGAAGAACAUACUACAGAAAUGUGUCCACCUUCCAGCGCUGGAACCACUUCUUCACGAUGCACCACCAAAUAUCCUCAAACAUGUCGUUGGACAGUUCAGCAAAGUUUUACCACAUGACUCCAAAGCCAGGCGUCUGUUUGUCACCAGUGCUGGACUUAAGAAAAUACAAGAAAUCAAGGCUGAACCUGGGUCUGCCCUCGCCGAAUACAUCAACACAAUCAAUAACUGCUACCCAGAGGAAAUUGUCAAGUAUUACUCCCCUGGUUACUCCGACACCCUGCUAGAGCGAGUAGAACAGUACCAGCCCAGUAAAUAAACAGCAAGUGCAAAAAGGACAUAACAUCAAGUGCAAAAAGGACACAAAACAAGUGCAAAAAGGUUGCUUUAAUUUAUGGGACAAAUAGUGACAAGAGAAGAUGGAAGAAUUUCCUUUCUGUAUGCUAGAAGUCUGAAAUAUCGUCUCAAAAUGUUAUUUGGGUGCUUAAUGAAAGUUUGAUGCAUGUCAAGAUUUAUAUUAGUAUUACUCUUUAUUAUGAAACUCAACAAAUUGUAAUAAUCAAUUUUUUGAAACACUUUCCAAUGUAUCAAACUAUAGAUUUAUAUAUAUAUAUAUAUAUAUAUAUAUAUAUAUAUAUAUAUGAUGUGUAGUUUUACUUGGGAGAAUAUUAUUUCAAAGAAAUAACACAGGAAGGAGAAUUUUUAUCAGAUAAUGUUUUACGGCAAUAUUAAAUAACUGUUAGUGUUAGGACACUGAGCAUCACUUUACAGUUAAUACAAACUAUAUUGAUUGGAUUAUGUAUGACUUCAUUACUGUUUAUAACUAUAUUUCCUGUCAUUGAAAUCUAUUAAAUUUUGUUCAAAUUUAA